AUGGCAAUCGAUAAAGAAUGGAUAUCAGCGGAUAGAUUAUCGGUGAAAUAUAAGGAUGGAGUUGAGCAUUUCUUGGAGUUUUGCGCAAGAAAUGCUAAAGAUCCUAAUAACAUUUGUUGCCCUAGUAUUAAGUGUGGUACUGUUCAAAGAAUGAAAGUUACUGAGAUAAAGGGUCACUUAUUUAAGUAUGGAAUAGAUCAAAGUUAUAAGAUGUGGUUUAUGCAUGGAGAAAAAAUCACAUUUAGUAGAGAAUCUCCAUCUAAGAAGAAUAAUUGUGAUUAUGUGAAUGAUGAUGAGAGAGAUGACAUUGCAGAAAUGAUAGGUGACGCACAAUUUGAAUCAGAUUUUGAUCCAGUGAAAUUUCAAUCCAUGUUAGAGGAUGCUGAGAAACCCAUUUACCCUGGUUGUAAUAAGUUCACCAAACUGCCAACACUUCUUAGGUUGUAUAAUAUAAAAACCAAACAUGGGUUGACUGAUAAGAGCUUUACAGAUAUACUUUCCUUUCUAGGAGAGUUAUUACCCGAAAAAAAUGAAAUGCCAUUGUCGUUUUAUGAGGCAAAGAAGACAUUGCGUUCGUUAGGCAUGCAAUACGAAAAAAUCCAUGCUUGUCCUUACGAUUGCAUCCUAUAUCGAAAAAGAUUGGUUGAUACAAAUGCAUGUCCCACUUGUGGUGAGUUAAGAUGGCAGAAGAAAAAGAAUUCUGGUGAGGUUAGGGUAGGAGUUCCUGCAAAAGUUUUAUGGUACUUAUCGCCUAUACCUCGUUUGAUUCGACUUUAUCGAAAUGAUGAUCAUGCUAAAAACUUAACAUGGCAUGCCAAUGACAGAAUACAGGAUGGUAAACUUAGACGUCCAGCUGACUCACCUGCUUGGAAGAGAGUCGAUUGGAAAUGGCCUGAGUUUGGUAACGAACCUAGAAAUAUUCGUUUAGGCCUUUCUGUUGAUGGAAUUAAUCCACAUACUUCCCUAAGUAGUAAAUAUAGUUGUUGGCCUGUUAUGCUUGCCAUUUACAAUCUACCACCAUGGUUGUGUGUUGAUGCUUAUGAUGCAUAUAGGAAGGAAGAGUUCAAACUUAGAGCUGUGUUGUUAUGGACCAUUAAUGACUUUCCUGCGUUAGAAAGUUCUUACCCCGCAAUCAUGUCUUCCGACACAUGGGAAAAACCAUUCAAUGGUUCACAAGAGUUUGUAAUGGCUCCACGACCAUUAUUUGGAAGACAAUUGGUUGAAAAGUUGAAUAAAGUCCAAUUCAAACUAGGAAAGCACAAACAGAGCAUGAAAAGAAAGAGAGGACGUGAAAAUGGUGAGGAGGUUCAAAUUGAUCCUAAGGUUUGUUGGAAGAAGAAGUCUAUAUUCUUUGAGCUUGAAUACUGGGAGCAUUUGGUCCUACAUCAUAACUUGGAUGUCAUGCAUAUUGAGAAAAAUGUGUUUGAUAGCCUUAUUAGUACAUUGUUGAAUAUUCCUGGACGGAGUAAGGAUGGAAUUAAUGCUCGACUAGAUUUAAAAGAUAUGGGUGUGCGUACAAAUUUAGCACCAAAGGUUGGUGAGAAACGAACAUAUUUACCACCAGCUUGUUAUACCUUGAAUAAAGAAGAGAAACGAGGAAUUUGUCAUUGUUUGGCCAAUGUGAAAUUUCCAGAAGGUUAUUCCUCCAAUAUUUCGACAUUGGUAGAUAUGAAAAACUUGAAUUUAGUUGGGUUGAAAUCUCAUGAUCAUCAUACACUUUUACAACAUAUUCUACCAAUUGCUAUUCGUUCUGUCUUACCCAAAAAGGUUCAGAAUGCCAUCAUAAGAUUUUGCUUGUUCUUUAAAUCUCUUUGUUGUAAAGUGGUAGAUGUUUCUAAGUUGGAUAAACUUGAAUCAGAAAUCAUAUACACUUUGUGCUUGUUGGAGCAAUUCUUUCCACCUUCUUUUUUUGAUAUUAUGGUUCACCUAAUAGUUCAUUUGGUGAGAGAAGUGAGAUUGUGUGGACCAGUAAAUAGAAGCAGGCCUGAGGGUUGCAUUGUUAAAUCUUAUAUCGUUGAAGAAGCAAUGGAGUUUUGUUCAGAUUACUUGUCAGGUGUUUCAAGUGUUGGGGCAUAUCCAUCUCGAAUUGAGAUUGAAAUUAGUAAAGGUGGAAGAGGUGGUGUAGUUUCGGAAAUAAAUCAAGUUGAUCGAGAUGAAGUUCAUCGCUUAGUCUUACAAAAUAUUAACGACGUUCAACCUUACAUCGAGUCCUAA
This is a messenger RNA of Humulus lupulus (European hop), 2214 nucleotides long. RefSeq lists its product as uncharacterized. The transcript is spliced from 5 exons. Bases 1 to 2214 code for a protein of 737 amino acids. Lineage: Eukaryota; Viridiplantae; Streptophyta; Magnoliopsida; Rosales; Cannabaceae. The record is from RefSeq and is a predicted model, not a curated record.